Molecule: messenger RNA, 1785 nt
Organism: Scatophagus argus
Lineage: Eukaryota; Metazoa; Chordata; Actinopteri; Scatophagidae
Product: basic proline-rich protein-like
Exons: 2
Source: RefSeq, a predicted model, not a curated record
AUGAUGAUGAUGAUGAUGAUGAUGAAGAAGACGUGUGAAAAGGAGCCAGUGUACUUCCUGUGUCGGCUCACACCGCAGACAGCUCCUCCUCCACCUGCUCCUCCUCCUCCUCCUGCUGCUGCUCCUCCUCCUUAAUCUGCUCCUCCUCCUCCACCUGCUCCUCCUCCUCCACCUGCUCCUCCUCCUCUACCUGCUGCUGCUCCUCCUCCUCCUGCUUCUCCUCCUCCUCCUCCACCUGCUGCUCCUCCUCCUCCUCCUGCUGCUCCUCCUCCACCUGCUGCUCCUCCUCCUGCUGUUGCUCCUCCUCCUCCUCCUCCACCUGCUGCUCCUCCUCCACCUGCUGCUCCUCCUGCUGCUCCUCCUCCUCCUCCACCUGCUGCUCCUCCUCCUGCUCCUCCACCUGCUGCUCCUCCUGCUGUUGCUCCUCCUCCUCCUCCUCCACCUGCUGCUCCUCCUCCUGCUCCUCCUACUCCACCUGCUGCUUCUCCUCCUCCUCCUCCUGCUUCUCCUCCUCCUCCUCCUCCUCCUGCUGCUCCUCCUCCUCCUGCUGCUGCUCCUCCUCCUGCUUCUCCUCCUCCUCCACCUGCUCCUCCUCCUCCUCCUGCUGCUCCUCCUCCUCCUUAAUCUGCUCCUCCUCCUCCUCCUCCUCCUGCUGCUCCUCCUGCUGCUGCUCCUCCUCCUUAAUCUGCUCCUCCUCCUCCACCUGCUCCUCCUCCUCUACCUGCUGCUGCUCCUCCUCCUCCUGCUUCUCCUCCUCCUCCUCCACCUGCUGCUCCUCCUCCACCUGCUGCUCCUCCUCCUCCUCCUGCUGCUCCUCCUCCUCCUGCUGCUCCUCCUCCACCUGCUGCUCCUCCUCCUCCUCCUGCUGCUCCUCCUCCACCUGCUGCUCCUCCUCCUGCUGUUGCUCCUCCUCCUCCUCCUCCACCUGCUGCUCCUCCUCCACCUGCUGCUCCUCCUGCUGCUCCUCCUCCUCCUCCACCUGCUGCUCCUCCUCCUGCUCCUCCACCUGCUGCUCCUCCUGCUGUUGCUCCUCCUCCUCCUCCUCCACCUGCUGCUCCUCCUCCUGCUCCUCCUACUCCACCUGCUGCUUCUCCUCCUCCUCCUCCUGCUUCUCCUCCUCCUCCUCCUCCUCCUGCUGCUCCUCCUCCUCCUGCUGCUGCUCCUCCUCCUGCUUCUCCUCCUCCUCCACCUGCUCCUCCUCCUCCUCCUGCUGCUCCUCCUCCUCCUUAAUCUGCUCCUCCUCCUCCUCCUCCUCCUGCUGCUCCUCCUGCUGCUGCUCCUCCUCCUUAAUCUGCUCCUCCUCCUCCACCUGCUCCUCCUCCUCUACCUGCUGCUGCUCCUCCUCCUCCUGCUUCUCCUCCUCCUCCUCCACCUGCUGCUCCUCCUCCACCUGCUGCUCCUCCUCCUCCUCCUGCUGCUCCUCCUCCUCCUGCUGCUCCUCCUCCACCUGCUGCUCCUCCUCCUCCUCCUGCUGCUCCUCCUCCACCUGCUGCUCCUCCUCCUGCUGUUGCUCCUCCUCCUCCUCCUCCACCUGCUGCUCCUCCUCCACCUGCUGCUCCUCCUGCUGCUCCUCCUCCUGCUCCUCCACCUGCUGCUCCUCCUGCUGUUGCUCCUCCUCCUCCUCCUCCACCUGCUGCUCCUCCUCCUGCUCCUCCUACUCCACCUGCUGCUUCUCCUCCUCCUCCUCCUGCUUCUCCUCCUCCUCCUCCUCCUCCUGCUGCUCCUCCUCCUCCUGCUGCUGCUCCUCCUCCUGCUUCUCCUCCUCCUCCACCUGCUCCUCCUCCU